GGUGUAGCCGAUAUUAGGCUACUCUUAUAAAUUGUUGGAUAUGGAGCUUGUAAACCAAUGUUUAGCCUAUGUAGGCCUAACAGCCUGUCAAUCAGCUAGGGAGCAGGCUUAAAUGCAACAAUUUUAGGCUAUUGAAUGAUCGCAUUCCAAAUAGCCUUGCCUGAAUCUAGGUCCAUGCUAUAACCUAUAUAUAGCCAAGUCUUACCCUUUUAUAUGACCGGAGCAACAACCAAGAAACCAUAAGCUAUUCUUUUUUUAGCCGAGGUAAGGAAGAAGAAGAGGAGGAGCAGAGGCGAGAAAGGGGGGAGGCGGGUCGGUUGUAUAGUUUGUGUCCAACCGGGAAGAAGUUUCGGAGCAAGCCUCAGCUGGCUCGUUACCUUGGCAACCAGAUGGACCUCAGCUCCUUCGACUUCCGCACGGGGAAGAUGCUCAUGAGUAAACUGAACAAGAACAGACAGAGACUCCGCUAUGACAACAACAAUCAGACCAAGGGCAAGCCAGACCUGAACACAUCACUUCCCGUCAGACAGACUGCUUCCAUCUUUAAGCAGCCUGUCACCAAGGUUACCAACCACCCCAGCAACAAAGUCAAGACUGAUCCACAGAAAGCUGUGGACCAGCCAAAACAGCUUUUCUGGGAGAAGAAGCUUGGUGGUCUCAAUGCGUUUGACAUCGCAGAGGAGCUAGUGAAGACAAUGGACCUGCCUAAAGGUCUGCAAGGAGUUGGACCUGGAUGUACAGACAAGACUCUACUGUCAGCGAUAGCCAGCGCCCUGCACACUAGUGCAGCCCCUAUCACCGGUCAGCUGUCUGCAGCCGUGGAGAAGAACCCAGGGGUGUGGCUCAACACGACUCAGCCCCUCUGCAAGGCUUUCAUAGUCACUGACGAGGACAUCAGGAAGCAGGAAGAGCUGGUGUACAGUGUGAGGAAGAAGCUGGAGGAGGCUCUAAUGGCGGACAUGUUGGCUCAUGUGCAGGAAGCAGCCAGUGAGGGCGACUCACUCAAUGAAGGCAAUGAUGACAUGGAGACUGUAUAGCAGAGGGAGAUGGGGUGUUAUAGAGUAGUCUGGAUGGGUUUUUCAACUCCUUGUCAAAUGACAAUGAAACCAGGAACCCUGUACCAAUCCAACCAAAAGAACUGCCCACUUUCUGCCCAUCCCCUUCCACGUGCUACCCCUCUGAAGCUCUGCCUACCUACUGUCCACCUCGUCCACUGUUUUGCCUCUUCUGGCACCAGCCCCAUGAAAGUACUUGGACUCAGGAAUUCUGAAUCAAAUGGAUUAUUAGCUAAAUUAUCUUUCUUUUGAAAAAGAUAGCAUGAAAUAAAAUGUUGGCAGGGCAGAGUGAAAGAGAUUGGUUUCGUACAGUAUGAUGAAUUGAGUGUUCGAUGAUGUAGUCUUUUUGUUUUGGAAGACAUUUUAUGGAUUUACUGAAUGUGAGUUAUAUAUUGUGACGAUCAUGUCAACCCACCCCAAAACAGGUUUUAAAUUCAUUGGGAUAUUUUGAAUUAGAAGUGAAUUCUGUUUUUUCCCAUGGGUUUUUCUUUCUGGGUGUCUAAUGCACUCCAUGGGGAUAGAUGGACCCUAUUUUAAUGGUACUUUGGCUUAUUUUACAGGGCUAUGUGAGAGGCUUUGGUGAGAGGGAACAAGAUUCUUGCCUAAAUGAUGAUAAUGUGGCAGGUAGCCUAGGGGUUAAGGGCGUUGGGCCAGUAACCGAAAGGUCACUGAUUCAAAUCCCCGAGCCGAUGAAAAAUCUUCCCAUGUGCCCUUGAGCAAGGCACUUAACCCUAGUUGCUCUGGAUAAGAGUGUCUGCUAAAUGACUAACAUGUCAAUUAUGCACUCUAAAUUCUAACGCUUGUGUUAAUCACAGGAGAGAGUAUUAGUGAAAAAUCAUUGCAUCGUGUUCUCAAGAAAAUAUCCUUAUUGUUGUAAUGUAGUCCAUAUAAACCCCUUACCCAGUACUUAUGAGUCAGGCCAUACUGUUCUGAGUUAUAAUGGGUACAACAGUUGAGUCAGGCCAUACUGUACUGAGUUAUAAUGGGUACAACAGUUAUGAGUCAGGCCAAACUGUACUGAGUUAUAAUGGGUACAACAGUUAUGAGUCAGGCCAUACUGUACUGAGUUAUAAUGGGUACAACAGUUAUAAGUCAGGCCAUACUGUACUGAGUUAUAAUGGGUACAACAGUUAUGAGUCAGGCCAUACUGUACUGAGUUAUAAUGGGUACAACAGUGAUGAGUCAGGCCAUACUGUACUGAGUUAUAAUGGGUACAACAGUGAUGAGUCAGGCCAUACUGUACUGAGUUAUAAUGGGUACAACAGUUAUAAGUCAGGCCAUACUGUACUGAGUUAUAAUGGGUACAACAGUUAUGAGUCAGGCCAUACUGUACUGAGUUAUAAUGGGUACAACAGUUAUGAGUCAGGCCGUACUGUACUGAGUUAUAAUGGGUACAACAGUUAUGAGUCAGGCCAUACUGUACUGAGUUAUAAUGGGUACAACAGUUAUGAGUCAGGCCAUACUGUACUGAGUUAUAAUGGGUACAACAGUUAUGUAGAAUGGACCCUCUGUCACGUGGAUCCUCUGCUACAUGUUGUAGAUUUUGUUACGUUUAACACUCUCUGUAUAGGUGCUCACAGAAGUUGUUGGUUUAAUGUUGGUGUUUCUAGCCAAUGCACAUUUUUCCCAUGGCCAUGACUUCAGUCAACAUAUUUUUUUAAUGUUUCCAAUAAUGUGUCAAUGCCACCACAACACAUGCUGCCUCCUUGUUAUCUUGUUCACUGGGUGCCAGACAGUAAGCUAAGAUUUUUUUUGUUUGAAUAAAGGUGAAGAUUCUCAGUGUUGAGAAAAUGAAAUGAGCUUUGAACAUUUACCUACAUUUCUCAAAGUUUGAUGUAUGUAUGAAAUGUCAAGCUCAAUGCGAUCCCUAUCCCACAUCAGCAGGCUGACUGCUGAACUGAUUUGGAUUGUGUUACUGAAUAAAAUGUAUCUGUAUUUCAACAGUA
Molecule: messenger RNA, 3001 nt
Organism: Oncorhynchus nerka (sockeye salmon)
Lineage: Eukaryota; Metazoa; Chordata; Actinopteri; Salmoniformes; Salmonidae
Product: methyl-CpG-binding domain protein 3-like
Exons: 7
Coding region: 390-1037 (215 amino acids)
Biological process (GO): DNA methylation-dependent constitutive heterochromatin formation; negative regulation of transcription by RNA polymerase II
Cellular component (GO): nucleus
Molecular function (GO): methyl-CpG binding
Source: RefSeq, a predicted model, not a curated record